AUGACGCAACCACCUCUUUGGUUGCGUAAGCACGUCGACAUCAGUCUAGCCAAUGGGCCGCUACCGUCUGGCAUCACGGUCACAAACACAGGCGAUACGCCUCGCUACCAAAUCUCGACAGGUGGCGUGCUGAGGAAAUUCUCACAUCACCCUCUGUCGCCCGAAGGAAGGAAUGAGUGGAAAGACGUGCUACCCAUGGCGCCAGUAGAGAACGGCAGCAAAGCCGAGACUCCCGGAGUUGCGCACCCACCCAUCAUCUACAAGCCUAGCGAGUGGUUGUGGAAGACGCAGGGUAGCUUCAAAGAAAUCCUUGCCAAGGCCUUUUCGAUCUCGAAUGCGAACAUCACCCCAGAACAAAUCGUAUCGAAGGAGACCAACAGGGCGGUUGAGGAACAUAUGAAGGCCUACAGCGUCCUCUACCAUCCGUGUGAUCGACGAUCGCUGGUCACAUACGACAAGGAACACUACCUUUCUUGCCUGGCUCGCCAUUUCAACAGAGGUCUGAUCGUGGUCGGGCCUGAGCUCAAGGAAAAGAAGAAGUAUCUAGCUCAUGGCUUUGCUAGUCCAAUAGAGCGACAAGCAAUUCGUGCGCGUUACAGCACAGGACUCCAGGAAGACUUCCCCCCGAUCAUUCUUGGAUACAUCCCUACCAGCGAAGAAUUCGCGAAAUGGUUCUACCUGGAGCCGACCGGAGCUAUGGUAGAGAGCUAUCAAAAAGCCAUGAAAGGGUACGUUUAUGCGCUCAGCUCUUUGUUGAAGUACGUCACUAACAACCACAGUUGCGACUGGGCCAACGAAGCUCGCAGGUUCGGAUACGACAACACCGACAAGUUCGUACGGGCUGCCGUCUCUAUCCAACGUUCGAUCGUGUUGGGCUUCUUGACAGUUCCAAAAGAGUACCUGGGCUACGCCAUCAUGGAGUACGGAAAAUACCUCGCAAAGCGUGGCAACCAGGGCUACGGCAAGGAACUCUUCGACCUUAAGAGGACACAGAAAUCGGCCGAUUCUUAUCCCCAGGUCACGUUCGAUGAGCUCACCCUGUGGAUACUGACGUCUGGAGGGGUCAGUACUGCAAGGCGCUUCUCGAAUGCAUGGAGCAAGGUCAUUCGACAAUACCUUGUCUUUCGGAGGAGCUUGAAUACAGCGGAUUGGGUCCAAUUUAUCCAAGCAGUAUCUGUUCUGCAGAAGCAGUAG
Molecule: messenger RNA, 1194 nt
Organism: Parastagonospora nodorum SN15
Lineage: Eukaryota; Fungi; Ascomycota; Dothideomycetes; Pleosporales; Phaeosphaeriaceae
Exons: 1
Coding region: 1-1194 (397 amino acids)
Source: RefSeq, a predicted model, not a curated record